AUGGCUGACCAUCCUAAAGAAGGCAAACUGUCUAGGGCCCCGGACUUCACCCAGCUGAUUGACAUGGCAUCUGAGUCUGUAGGAGGAAAGAUUUUAUUUGCAACAGAUGACUUUUUUGCUCCUGCGGAAAACCUUAUAAAGAGUGACCCCCCAGCUUUUAAAGAACAUGUAUAUACUGAGUUUGGGAAAUGGAUGGAUGGAUGGGAGACCAGAAGGAAAAGGAUUCCAGGUCAUGAUUGGUGUAUCAUCAAACUGGGAAUUCAAGGAAUUAUCCGAGGUUUCGAUGUGGACAUUUCUUACUUCCUAGGAAAUUAUGCUCCUCGAAUGUCAAUUCAAGCAGCAAAGUUGGCAGAAGAUAAACUACCAGAAAUCCCACAAAGAGGAGUCAGGACAGGAGCAGCAGCCAAACCCGAGGAAUUUGAAGCUAUUGAUGAGCUGAAGUCCAAUGACUGGAAUUACUUGGUUCCUAUGGCAGAGCUAAAAUCAAGCAAGUGUGGCUGUAGUCACAAUUAUUUUCCUGUCAAUUCCCAGCAGAGAUGGACUCAUAUAAGACUUAACAUUUUUCCAGAUGGUGGAAUUGCCCGUCUCAGAGUAUAUGGUACUGGACAAAAAGACUGGAUUGCGACUGACCCCAAAGAACCUUUAGACCUGGCAGCCAUCGCUUAUGGGGGUGUCUGUGUGGGAUUUAGUAAUGCACAUUUUGGACACCCAAACCAUAUGAUAGGAGUUGGCAGAGCAAAAUCUAUGGCAGAUGGUUGGGAAACUGCGAGAAGAUUGGACAGGCCACCAAUAUUAGAAAAUGAUGAGAAUGGUAUUCUCCUGAUUCCGGGUUGUGAAUGGGCAGUUUUCCGAUUGGCACAUCCAGGAGUAAUAACUCAAAUUGAAGUAGAUACAAAAUACUUUAAAGGCAAUUCUCCUGACAACUGCAAACUUGAUGGUUGUAUCCUGACAACUCAGGAGGAGGAAGACAUGAUUAAGGAAAAGUGGAAUCUUCCAGCUCAUAAGUGGAAACCGCUGCUUCCGGUCACAAAGCUAUCCCCAAACCAAAGUCACUUGUUCGACAGCCUAACACUGGAGCUCCAAGAUGUCAUCACCCAUGCCAGGUUCACCAUCGCCCCAGAUGGGGGAGUGAGCCGCCUUCGGCUCAAGGGCUUCCCCAGCUCCAUCUGCCUCCUGCGGCCAAGAGAAAAGCCCAUGAUGAGAUUCUCAGUUAAACCCGGGUUUAAAGCAAACCUUUAA
Messenger RNA from Choloepus didactylus (southern two-toed sloth), 1239 nucleotides. It is a transcript of the gene ALLC, whose product is annotated as allantoicase. Gene Ontology annotation, molecular function: allantoicase activity. The record is from RefSeq and is a predicted model, not a curated record. The transcript is spliced from 11 exons. Gene Ontology annotation, biological process: allantoin catabolic process. The coding region runs from base 1 to 1239 and encodes 412 amino acids. Lineage: Eukaryota; Metazoa; Chordata; Mammalia; Pilosa; Megalonychidae.